Messenger RNA from Drosophila willistoni, 5284 nucleotides. It is a transcript of the gene RhoGAP1A, whose product is annotated as active breakpoint cluster region-related protein. NCBI's taxonomy places the organism in Eukaryota, Metazoa, Arthropoda, Insecta, Diptera, Drosophilidae. The transcript has 14 exons. Gene Ontology annotation, biological process: positive regulation of GTPase activity; signal transduction. Gene Ontology annotation, molecular function: guanyl-nucleotide exchange factor activity; GTPase activator activity. Gene Ontology annotation, cellular component: membrane. The record is from RefSeq and is a predicted model, not a curated record. The coding region runs from base 452 to 4747 and encodes 1431 amino acids.
AUAUGUAUAUAGAUAUAUGAAAAGAUUCGAUGUGAAAGUGCUAAGAAAAAAAAAUUGAAUAAUGUGCCGCACAAAUACAACAAUUAAUUAAAAAAGCAUCAAUUGCAGGAAAUAAAGAAUUGUGAUAAACUGCAAUGCAACAAGACACAACUGGCAUUUGUUACAUAAAAGCCAACCUCGCCCUCGUCGUCAUCAUCAUCAUCAGCAGCAGCAGCAUCAUCAUCACCAGCAGUGGCAGGCAGCCGCAUUGUCAUCAUCUUCAUUAUUAACUGAGGCAUCAGCCACCUCUAAGCAACCUCAACCCUAGCAGCAGCAGCAGCAGCCUCAACAACAACAACAACAACGAAAACAACAAGAUAUAGUUGUAGUAGUAGUAAUAGCAUUCGUAGCAGAGGGGCAGGGGGACCCGCCACCGCCGCUGACGCUGUCGAACUAAGUGUGUGUGUGCAUCAUGAGCGUUUUUGAUGAUUUUCAACGUUUGUGGAUGCAAAGAUUCCCUCAAAGUUCACUCUCCGAUGCCUGGGAACAGGAUGUGCGUGCCAGUUUGGAGCGUCAUAAAUUAAAAAUUACGGAAUUGAGCAAAGAAUUGGAACAGGAGACUCUAUAUGUUGAAUAUUUGGAGCGACUGCUGUCGGAUGUUGAGAAGUAUCGAGAAUCUGGCGGGGAUCCUUCGACACUUUUUGAGGCAGCAGCCACCGCCUCUGCUUCAUCUGCACCAUCCAGCAAUGGUUCAGUGGACAAGGAAAUUAAAUCUAGUUUAAAUCUUCGUGAAGCCUCCGUCUCCACGGGAUCGUCAAAUGCCAGUAAUAAGGACAAGGAUCGUCUCUCCCUUAAUACAGAUAACAAAUACAAUAACAACACACAUACAAAAAAUGCAUCCGCAAGUGGAGGUGGUGGUGGUGGAUUAAAAUCCGCUCCGCCCACAGUUAAACCAUCGACAGAGCUUAGCUUCGAGCACGAUUAUUUAAAGGACAAAGAAAAUGAAAAGGAUGCAGGCGGUAGUGGGGGAGGGGCAGCCAAUGGAGCACUGCAGCAAUGCAUCACGGAACUGGCCUCCAUACAACAAAGCAAUAACGAACAAAAAGGCAAACUAAUUGAAGCUAAAGCAUCGAGCAGCAGCGAAGAGAAGCAGUCACUGCGAAAAUCCACUUCACACUUUGUCACGGUUAUUGAGGUCAAGGAGUCAAAGGAUAAAGAUAAGGACGAGGCCGGCGAGAUGACGACGACCACACAAACGACGUCAUCAUCGUCAACCUUUGGCCGUAGCAAAGCAGCGGCAGAAGCAACUGCUCCACCAUUAUCACCCUCAAUGACGGGCGGAUCAACGACAUCGCCAGCUAUGUCCGCCUCUUCCUAUGCCAAUCAUUUAGAGGCCAAAAAGAAAAUGCCACCAAGGCCACCGCCUAAGGCUAUAAGGCAUGUGGCACCGCCCACUAUACCCAGCCAGCUCUCUUCAUCUCCCAAGCGGGGGGAUCAUCCGACUUACGCUGGUAGCACAAUGCCACUGCCCGGCAAUAGCUCUUCAACAGAGAGUCCUGGCAAUUCGCUGGAACGUAAUAUAAAGCCUUCGGACAUUUUGAGACAAAAAUCAUCGGAGAAUUUGGACUCCAAAUAUGCCUCAAAUCGUAAGACGACACCCGAAUUGGGUAAAUUGGCCAAUGCCAAUCCCGAGCUAAUGGAGGAAUUGGGAAGAAAAAUGGUUAGCAAAACGGAGGAAAAGUCAUCAGCUUCGACAACAGGCGGCAGUUUAGGGCGUACGGCAUCGAACCCUGGCAGAGCCCUGACCCCUGGACGUUCCCCUACUGGCAGUUUGAAUAAGACCAACAAAUUGGCUACCACAGACAGCAGCUCCACCAGCAGCCUAGAGAAGAAAUCACGAAAUAACUUACAGGCCAGCAGUGAGGCGGUAGCUGAGGCAACAGCCACAUCAAACUACAGCAACAAUCAACGUUCCGUUGGAUCUAAAGAAUCCUUAGCCUCCCAAGGUAUAUCGGAAGUGAUCAAAAGCUAUGAGUCGGUUUCUUCGCUUAGCUCAGAUAGUGCCAAACAGCAGCAGCAGCAGCAGGUUGCAGCGGCGGCUCAGCAUCAGCAGUUGCAACAAUCGAUAGACAACGAACCCUACUACGACAGUGUUCCCCUCGAUAAUGGCGAUGGCGAAUAUGUCUUUAUAAAGCCCGGUCGCACGGGCUCAUCGUCAAGCCGCGAUGACCUAUCAACGCCCGGAAGCAGCAGUACAACCACCACUAACACCAACCAACAGCUGCCCUCGAUAAUGGCUGCACAAUUGAGCAGCCAAACGAGUGUAACAGAUCCCGAAUCUCCAGGACGUACAUCCAAUUAUGUGAACAUUGAUUACUUUUUGCAUCAAAGCAAUGAGACACGCUCAAGUUCCCUGGACAGCGAUGGCGAGUAUGAAGGCCCUCCCAUAUUGCGUACGAUAUCGCAUGACGAACAGACAUCAUCGCAGACAACGCCAGGAGCAUUGCGCAAGAACUUAGUUUCAGCGAUACUUGUUUCUGGGAAUGCUCGUGGAGCCAAAAUCCGUUCCAUAUUAAGCUCAAUAAUACACAGUGAAACCAUCUAUGUUGAGUGCCUCAACAAGAUGAUGCAGUAUAAAAAGGCCAUUCAUGCCACUUUGGGCACUUCACAGCCUGUGAUCAAAGAGGAGGAAGAGAAUACAAUUUUCUUUAAAAUCGAUGAGCUUUUUGAGGUGCAUACGGCCUUUCUGUGCGACCUAAAGACUAUAGUAUCUCAUGAGGGUGGCGAUGUCCUAAUUGGGGAUCCGUUUAAACGUCUAGCGGAUAUGUUCGAUCUUUAUUCAGCCUUCUUGCACAAUUAUGGCCAAGCAAUUGAGACGGUUAAGAAAUGUAGUGCCAAUAAUCCACAAUUUAAGAAAAUUGUAUCCACCAUUGUGGUAAAUCUGCAGACCGAACAAUCGCUAACGCUUGAGGAUCUGCUACAUAAACCAGUUGCUAGAGUCCAAAUCAAUGCGUUGGUCUUUAACGAUUUGCUGAGAGAGACACCAGCCAAUCAUCCAGAUCAUCAGCCCCUGCGACAGGCCCAGAAGAUCAUUCAAAUGUUUCUCAAUCAAUUCAAUGUGGUUAGUCAGCGAUUGACCACAGAAUCGAAUAGGAAUCUGAGGCGCAUGGUGCGCAAUUCGUUCAUUGUCGAGCUGGUCGAUGGUCAUCGCAAGUUGAGGCAUUUAUUCCUUUUCAAUGAUGUGAUAGCUUGUGCCAAAUAUAAGGCUUUGGGCAGAGAUCGCAUUGAUUACGAAUUGAAAUGGUUCAUUCCCCUGAAAGAUGUCACUGUUCAAGUGUGUGAAGCUGAGAAUUUGGCGGAUCUGAAGGAAUCUAGUCCAGCGAAUAUUUCGCAAGUGAAACGUAAUUUGAGAUCAGUGCGGGAUCAAUUGAUAUUAGAGGGCGGCAAUGGUGGUGUACGCACUGGUGAUAAAUAUCGCCGCAAAUUGGCCGAUCUUGAGUCACAAUUGGUAUUGGCCACACCCAAUUUGGUGUUACGUCUAUGUAAUAAAUCGAACAAUAAGCCGAUAACCUUUUUCCUUAGCUCAGACUUUGAGCGAACCCAAUGGAUUGACUCAAUCACAUCACUAAAGCAAAAGUGUAAUAUUCCUGGGGCGAAUACCAUUAAUUCCCUGGAGGUUACAGCUUUCAUUGUGGCUAUGCAAAAGGGCAUGAACAUGAAGACUGAAAUGGGCUCCUAUCUAAUGCGAAAUACAAAUGAUGAGAGUCUGCUUGUGGGCGAUUUGCAUAUGGGCGUCCAGGCAUUAACAGGACUGGAGCAGUCGCAACCUGCUGAUCUAUAUAUAUGCAUUGAAGUCGACUCGUAUGGUCAUUAUUUCCGUAAGGCCACAACGAAAAUGAUUUGCCGCAGUGCGAAUCCGGUGUGGAAUGAGAGCUUUAUGCUUGAGCUGGAAGGUAGUCAAAAUAUCAGGAUUUUACUCUAUGAGGCCAAAGAGCGGCCACUGCUGAGAGCUAAACAAAUACUAAAGUUAAGCUUCAGCUGGCUGACAGAAACCACACAGACCCGCUCCAUAAAGCUGAGUGAAACUCUAGAGCUGGGCGUCAGUUUUCGGUUUGUUCCUGGCGAAUUGUGUCGAGCCACCACCAAGCCAGGUGCACUCUUUGGCGCCAAAAUGAGUCAAGUAUUAAAACGCGAAAAACGUGACAUUCCUUUCAUAAUCAGUGCUUGCAUACGUGAAGUAGAACGUCGUGGUAUGCUGGAAGUGGGUUGCUAUCGUGUGAGUGGCUCGGCUUCUGAUCUGGCCAAACUAAAGAAAUCAUUCGAGUCAGAUGCCUAUGAGGCAGAGCAGCUGUUACGUGAAGUUGAUAUACAUUCUGUCACUGGCAUUUUAAAGACUUUCCUAAGAGAACUGCCUGAGGCUUUGUUUACCGAUCAGUUAUAUCCACGGUUUUUCGAAACAUUUAGCGCCUUCAGUAAUAACAACGAAGCCAUUAGGAUAAAUGAGCUGCUUAAAGUAUUCGAAGAGUUGCCGCAGGCAAAUAAAGCUUCCAUUAAUUUGAUAUUAGAUCAUUUAAUAAGGGUUCACGAAAAGGAAUCAGAUAAUAAAAUGUCAUUGCAUAAUUUGGCUAUGGUGUUUGGUCCAACACUAUUGAGACCUGGUCAGACACAAGUAAAGCAAAAGGAUCCACUGGCAGCUAGCACUGUGGAUGUCAUGGCACAGGCGGGCAUUCUCUAUUGUUUCCUUCAAGCUCGCAUCAAAAAGGAAUAAACGAUAUUUUAUUUAGAGUAACAGAGACACGCUGCCAAUCACAUUGUAUAUACCAGGAGACAAAAAACAAAACUACGACGAGGACGAAGAACAAAAAGAAAACGAAAAUGUGAAAGCCUGGCAAAACAGAAUAGAAUGGACAUGGUACACAUAUAUGUAGGUAUAAGAAGAGAGAGAGAGAGAGAGAGGAAGGAUUUUAAAUCGAUAUAAACAAACUGCUCAAUAUCGGGGAUUCAUUUUGGCAAUCAGUUCAGUUAUAGUGUGUAACACUUGACUGAUAGUUGAACCUGGUGCGUCUCCUCUUCUUCCUUUUUGGUGUCUUGCUCGAUGAUAAAUGAUGACUCAUCAAAACAUAUGUAUACCUAUAACAUAUAUUUAUAUACCUAUAUUUAUAUAUACAUACACACACCCACACACACAUAUAUAUAGUAUAUAUCUAUACUUAAUCUGUCUUUAAAGAGCUUCACGCACAUGUCCCCCUGCUUGUAAACGAACGAUUUUGUUUUUGCAAAUAUUUUCACUAAAACAAAGUACAUA